Messenger RNA from Ostertagia ostertagi, 405 nucleotides. NCBI's taxonomy places the organism in Eukaryota, Metazoa, Nematoda, Chromadorea, Rhabditida, Trichostrongylidae. The record is from the annotation of a GenBank genome assembly.
AUGCUACGAUUUGGCGAAAACACCAAAGUGUCAAAAAACAUGUCAGAGCGGGUAUCUGAAACCAUACCAACGGAGGAUAAGCACUACGGCAAGAGCGCUUACCGAUUGCCGAAUAAUGUGAAAGCAAUCCAGAGAGAUAUCAUGAAGAACGGACCUGUAGUGGCUGGGUUCAUCGUCUAUGAAGACUUCGCGCACUACAAAUCAGGAAUAUAUAAGCAUACCGCUGGCAGAAUGACAGGUGGUCAUGCUGUGAAGAUAAUCGGAUGGGGAAAAGAGAAAGGAACACCCUACUGGCUUAUCGCUAACUCGUGGCACGACGACUGGGGAGAGAAAGGCUUCUACCGCAUGAUCCGUGGAAUCAACAACUGCAGAAUAGAAGAGAUGGUGUUUGCCGGACUUGUUUAG